ACAUGUUUGCUUGAACAACAUACUCCGUUAUCAAAGAAAAUGGCAGACGUCAUAUUUUCUCCUCGUGCAUAUUGUAAAAUAAUUUUACACGCUGCUAAAUACCCACAUUGUGCUAUCAAUGGUUUGUUACUUGCUAGAUUAAAAACUAAGAACGAUGGAAAAUCCUCGGAGUUACGUAUUGAGGAUGCAAUACCGUUAUUUCAUAUUUGUCUUCAUGUUUCACCAAUGGCGGAAAUUGCACUUACUCUUGUUGAUCAGUUAGCUACGAGUAAAGGUCUGAUAUUGGCUGGUUAUUAUCUUGCAAACGAAAAUAUUAAUGAUUUAAGUACAGAUAGGCCAGCUCAUAGAAUAGCAGAUAAAAUAGCAGAAAAUUGUAGUGGUGCUUUACUUGUUGUGGUAGAUAAUAAAGAGAUGACACUUAAUAUGACAUCAAGUCCGUUACGUAUCUCACAGUUUGUGGAUGGAAAAUGGAAACUCAAAGACAAAGCCAAUAUAUUCUAUGAAGGAGGAGUCGCACCCACAGAUGCAUUAUAUACUUUGUUGGAAAAUGAACAAUAUCGUAAUCUUGUUGAUUUUGAUAAUCAUCUGGACAACAUUACUUUAGAUUGGCAAAAUCAUAAUCUUAAUAAAGUUAUAGAUGAAACUGUGGAGGAAAAUGAAUAGAAAAGAAGAAACCAAAGAAGUGUUCUAUUGGAAGACUAUCAUUUUAUUUGUACCUUAAACUGCACCACAUCUAUAUCUUAUUAAAUUUCGAUAAAAUAACUAAUGUACAUAUGCCAUAGAGUUUAUAAACAGCUAUUUUUUGUUUCUAGA
This is a messenger RNA of Polistes dominula (European paper wasp), 813 nucleotides long. It is a transcript of the gene EMC8-9, whose product is annotated as ER membrane protein complex subunit 8/9. Lineage: Eukaryota; Metazoa; Arthropoda; Insecta; Hymenoptera; Vespidae. The record is from RefSeq and is a predicted model, not a curated record. Gene Ontology annotation, cellular component: EMC complex.